This is a messenger RNA of Amblyraja radiata (thorny skate), 1062 nucleotides long. It is a transcript of the gene rhoub, whose product is annotated as ras homolog family member Ub. Lineage: Eukaryota; Metazoa; Chordata; Chondrichthyes; Rajiformes; Rajidae. Gene Ontology annotation, molecular function: GTP binding; GTPase activity. Gene Ontology annotation, biological process: small GTPase-mediated signal transduction. The coding region runs from base 225 to 962 and encodes 245 amino acids. The record is from RefSeq and is a predicted model, not a curated record. The transcript is spliced from 3 exons.
UUUAUUUCACCAGAAUUAUUGAACCUUACUUGGGAUUGAGACACAGGAGCCUCGCUAGCCAGGAACACCGGAUUAUUUCCCCCCCACACCCUCCUCGUUCUCCAGCGAAGUUGGCAAAGAGAGAGGAGGGGAGGAAAAGUUUCUCCAAAAACUUUUUUUGAAACUUUUUUUUUUUACUUCCCCAAAAGUUUGGGGUAGGUAGGUGGUGAAGGUGUGAAUCGAACAUGCCUCCUCGGGAUCUGUUGGACUACCGUGUGAGAUUCGCUCCCCCAGUCCCCCCACACAAACCCAGGCAAGGCAGCCGGGGCGCAGACCCACAAGAGCGGUUCCUAAAGUGCGUCUUGCUCGGGGACGGUGCGGUGGGUAAAACAAGUCUGGUCGUUAGUUACACCACUAAUGGAUACCCGACCAAGUACGUCCCAACGGCCUUUGAUGACUUCUCAGCCGUCGUUCAAGUUGACGGGACCCCUAUCCGACUACAGCUCUGCGACACAGCUGGCCAAGACGAGUUCGACAAGCUGCGCCACUUCUGCUACCACAAGUCCGCCGUCUUCCUGCUGUGCUUCAGCGUGGUCAGCCCGUCCUCCUACCAGAAUGUGGUGGAGAAGUGGAUGCCCGAGAUCCGUGCCCACUGCCCCACCACCCCCGUGCUGCUGGUGGGCACCCAGUGCGACCUGCGCGGAGACGUCAAGGUCCUGAUCGAGCUGGCCGCCUGCCGGGAGAAGCCGGUGUCCGCUGCCGACGCCCGCGGCCUGGCCGAGAAGAUCGGCGCCGUGGCCUACGUGGAGUGCUCCUCCCUCACCCAGAAGAACCUGAAGGACGUCUUCGACCUGGCCAUCGUAUGUGGCCUGCGGCAGGUGGACCGCCAAGUGGCCGGAGAGCGCAAGAUGAAGGCGCUGACCGCCAACAAAAUGAGGACCCUCUCGAGAUCGUGGUGGAAGAAGUACAUCUGUGUUAUUUGAACAUAGAAACAUAGAAAAUAGGUGCAGGAGUAGAGGCCAUUCGGCCCUUCGAGCCUGCACUGCCAUUUGAUAUGAUCAUCGCUGAUCAUCCAACUCAGUA